ACCAUAACACAACUACAAGAAACACAUAAUACUUUUAAUACAAUUAAUUAUUUAUUAAAAGUAUUUGAAGUUAAGCACUUGUGAGUUGUGUGCAUUUUGUUAAUUUUCAUCUUCUUAAUUCUGUUCACUUUUAAACUCAUUUAGAAAAGAAAAAAAAUGGGAUUUGAGAUUGCAAAGACCAACUCAAUCUUGUCAAAGCUGGCUACUAGUGAAGAACAUGGCGAAAACUCGCCAUAUUUUGAUGGGUGGAAAGCAUACGAUAGCGAUCCUUUCCACCCUCUAAAGAACCCAAAUGGAGUUAUCCAAAUGGGUCUUGCUGAAAAUCAGCUUUGUUUCGACUUGAUAGAGGAUUGGAUUAAGAGAAACCCAAAAGCUUCAAUUUGUUCCAAUGAAGGAAUCAAAUCUUUCAAGGCCAUUGCCAAUUUUCAAGAUUAUCAUGGCUUGCCUGAAUUCAGAAGAGCGAUUGCAAAAUUUAUGGAGAAAACAAGAGGAGGAAGAGUUAGAUUUGAUCCAGAAAGAGUUGUUAUGGCUGGUGGUGCCACUGGAGCUAAUGAGACAAUUAUAUUUUGUUUGGCUGAUCCAGGCGAUGCAUUUUUAGUACCUUCACCAUAUUACCCAGCAUUUAACAGAGAUCUAAGAUGGAGAACUGGAGUACAACUUCUUCCAAUUCACUGUGAGAGCUCCAACAAUUUCAAAAUUACUUCAAAAGCAGUAAAAGAAGCAUAUGAAAAUGCACAAAAAUCAAACAUCAAAGUAAGAGGUUUGAUUUUGACCAAUCCAUCAAAUCCAUUGGGUACCACUUUGGACAAAGACACACUGAAAAGUAUCUUGAGUUUCACCAACCAACACAACAUCCACCUUGUUUGUGACGAAAUCUACGCUGCCACUGUCUUUGACACGCCUCAAUUCGUCAGCAUAGCUGAAAUCCUCGAUGAAAAGGAAAUGACUUAUUGCAACAAAGAUUUAGUUCACAUCGUCUAUAGUCUUUCAAAAGACAUGGGGUUACCAGGAUUUAGAAUCGGAAUCAUAUAUUCUUUUAACGAUGACGUCGUUAAUUGCGCUAGAAAAAUGUCGAGUUUCGGUUUAGUGUCAACUCAAACGCAAUAUCUUUUAGCCGCAAUGCUAUCGGACGAAAAAUUCGUCGAUAAUUUUCUGACAGAAAGUGCGAUGAGAUUAUUUAAAAGGCACAAACAUUUUACCAAUGGACUUGAAGAAGUGGAAAUUAAAUGCUUGAAAAAUAAUGCGGGGCUUUUUUGUUGGAUGGAUUUGCGUCCGCUUUUAAGGGAAUCGACUUUCGAUAGCGAAAUGUCGUUAUGGAGAGUUAUUAUAAACGACGUAAAGCUCAACGUCUCGCCUGGAUCAUCGUUUGAAUGUCAAGAGCCAGGGUGGUUCCGAGUUUGUUUUGCGAAUAUGGAUGAUGGAAUGGUGGAUAUCGCGCUCGCGAGAAUUCGGAGGUUUGUAAGUGUUGAGAAAAGUGGAGAUAAAUCGAGCGCGAUGGAAAAGAAGCAACAAUGGAAGAAGAAUAAUUUAAGACUUAGUUUUUCGAAAAGAAUGUAUGAUGAAAGUGUUUUGUCACCACUUUCGUCUCCUAUUCCUCCCUCACCACUAGUUCGUUAGGACUUAAUUAAAAGGGAAGAAUUUAAUUUAUGUUUUUUAUAUUUGAAAAAUAUUUGUAAGAAUAAGAUUAUAGAAGGAAAUCUAGGAGGAGUAUUUUCAGAAAUAGUUGUUAGCGUAUGUAUUGACAACUGAUCUAUGUACUUUGACAUCAUAAUUUGUCUAUCUAAUUAAUGAA
This is a messenger RNA of Solanum verrucosum, 1792 nucleotides long. Its product is annotated as 1-aminocyclopropane-1-carboxylate synthase 2. The transcript is spliced from 4 exons. NCBI's taxonomy places the organism in Eukaryota, Viridiplantae, Streptophyta, Magnoliopsida, Solanales, Solanaceae. Gene Ontology annotation, biological process: biosynthetic process; amino acid metabolic process. Bases 157 to 1617 code for a protein of 486 amino acids. The record is from RefSeq and is a predicted model, not a curated record. Gene Ontology annotation, molecular function: transaminase activity; pyridoxal phosphate binding.